This is a messenger RNA of Lampris incognitus (smalleye Pacific opah), 1437 nucleotides long. RefSeq names its product calcium/calmodulin-dependent protein kinase II alpha (gene camk2a). Gene Ontology annotation, biological process: protein phosphorylation. Gene Ontology annotation, cellular component: cytoplasm; neuron projection. The record is from RefSeq and is a predicted model, not a curated record. Gene Ontology annotation, molecular function: ATP binding; calcium/calmodulin-dependent protein kinase activity; calmodulin binding. The coding region runs from base 1 to 1437 and encodes 478 amino acids. Lineage: Eukaryota; Metazoa; Chordata; Actinopteri; Lampriformes; Lampridae. The transcript is spliced from 17 exons.
AUGGCAACGGUCAUCUGUACUCGCUUCACGGAUGAGUACCAGCUCUAUGAAGAACUGGGAAAGGGAGCUUUUUCCAUUGUGCGCCGGUGUGUGAAGGUGCUGUCGGGUCAGGAGUACGCCGCAAAAAUCAUCAACACCAAGAAGCUUUCUGCUAGAGACCACCAGAAAUUGGAUCGUGAGGCACGAAUUUGUCGCUUACUGAAACACCCCAACAUCGUUCGUUUACAUGACAGUAUUUCCGAGGAGGGACACCACUAUCUAAUCUUCGACUUGGUAACAGGUGGGGAGCUGUUUGAGGAUAUUGUAGCCAGAGAAUACUACAGUGAAGCAGAUGCCAGUCACUGCAUCCAACAGAUUCUGGAAGCGGUGCUGCACUGUCAUCAGAUGGGUGUGGUCCACCGAGACCUAAAGCCAGAGAACCUGCUGCUGGCCUCCAAGUCAAAAGGUGCUGCCGUGAAGCUGGCAGACUUUGGCCUUGCCAUCGAGGUGGAGGGAGACCAGCAAGCUUGGUUUGGCUUUGCGGGGACUCCUGGUUAUUUGUCUCCUGAGGUUUUAAGGAAGGAUCCAUAUGGAAAAGCUGUGGACCUCUGGGCUUGUGGAGUGAUUCUGUAUAUUCUGCUGGUUGGCUAUCCUCCUUUCUGGGAUGAAGACCAACACAGACUCUACCAGCAGAUAAAGGCUGGAGCUUAUGAUUUUCCUUCUCCAGAAUGGGACACAGUGACUCCUGAAGCCAAAGAUUUGAUUAACAAGAUGUUGACCAUCAACCCGGCGAAACGCAUCACUGCUGCCGAGGCUUUAAAGCACCCCUGGAUCUCUCACCGCUCCACAGUAGCUUCCUGUAUGCACAGGCAAGAGACAGUUGAAUGUCUGAAGAAGUUUAACGCCAGACGAAAACUCAAGGGUGCCAUUUUGACCACCAUGCUGGCUACAAGAAAUUUCUCUGGGGGAAAGAGUGGAAGCAAUAAGAAGACAGAUGGAGUGAAGGAAUCAUCUGAAAGCACCAACACCACCAUUGAGGAUGAGGAUACAAGAGUGAGAAAACAGGACAUAAUUAAAGUAACUGAACAACUUAUUGAGGCCAUAAGCAAUGGAGACUUUGAGAGCUACACGAAAAUGUGUGACCCAGCGGUGACGGCUUUUGAGCCUGAAGCAUUGGGAAAUCUGGUUGAGGGCCUCGACUUCCACCACUUUUACUUUGAAAACCUGUGGUCCAAGAACAGCAAACCCGUCCACACCACCAUUCUCAACCCUCACAUCCACCUGCUGGGGGACGAAGCUGCCUGCAUCGCCUACAUCAGGGUGACGCAAUACAUUGACGCGAACGGAAUUCCAAGAACUGCCCAAUCAGAGGAGACCAGGGUGUGGCAUCGCAGGGACGGGAAAUGGCAGAUCGUCCAUUUCCACCGCUCAGGCGCCGCCUCCACGCUGAGCAAGUAA